This is a messenger RNA of Paramuricea clavata, 1012 nucleotides long. NCBI's taxonomy places the organism in Eukaryota, Metazoa, Cnidaria, Anthozoa, Malacalcyonacea, Plexauridae. The record is from the annotation of a GenBank genome assembly.
GUUGCUGUUUUCGGAAAAGGGGGAAGUGUUGGUUUAUCGUUCACUGUCCCACCAAAGAAAUGCGCAAUCUUAGGCAUCGAUGGCAUGACAUGUAACUCAUGUGUGCAAAGCAUUCAAAACAAUAUCAGUAAUGUCAAUGGCGUCGAGUCUAUAAAUGUCUCCCUCAAAGACAAGGAAGGUCGUAUCAUCUUUUUUCCUGAUGAAAUAAACGAGCAAGCUCUUGUGACUGAAAUUGAAGACAUGGGAUUUGAUGCAUUUAUUAAAGCUGUUGAGCAGCUUGUCGUGAAGGACGAGUCACCUUCGAAGUUUUUGCGUGAGAACACAAAGGAAACCAAGCUUAAGGUGUAUGGCAUGACUUGCCAAUCAUGUGUGCGCGCCAUAAAACAAAAUCUUUCAGAGAUUAAAGGUUUCAUUUAUGCUGAAGUAUCGGUGGAUGACAAUGAAGCUAUCAUCAAAUACAAUUGUGAUGAAACAAACACUGCCAUAUUGAAAGAAUCAAUUGAAGAUUCUGGAUUUGAGGUUUAUAUAGAUGAUGAAUUAAUUGAUCGUGAACCCAAGAAGAUUGCUUUCCGUGUAUCAGGAAUGACGUUUCCUUCAUGUGUUGAUACUAUAAGACAAACACUCCAGUCUACUGAUGGAGUUAAGGAGGUAGAUGUUGAGUUGAACAGUGAAAAGACUGAAAUCUGGUACCAACCAGCAAUAAUUGAUCCUGCUACACUAAUCAAGCUAAUUCAAGAUAAGGGUUUUGAAGCUACCUUAAUAUACCACAAUGGUAGAACACCUGAGUACAAAUUGGUGUUGAUUUCCAUUGAAGGAAUGACAUGCAAUUCUUGUGUUAAAAGUAUAGAAGGAACCGUUUGUGAUAUAGCAGGCGUUAAAUCUAUCAAGGUUUCCUUGGAGGAGAAAACAGGCGAGAUUAUAUUUAAUCCAGACCUCACGGGAGAAAAUGAUUUGAAGGAUGCAGUUGAUGAUAUGGGAUUCGAAGCUGCAAUAAAAGAACAUCAAAAACCAG